UAUGCUAACUUAUUGUGCUAACUGUAAUGGUCAUAACUUUCUAUUGCACACUAUACAUCUUAUGGUUGAGAGAAGAUUCAAGUUGCUAAUAACCUCUUGUGACAUAUGAGUAACUUGAAAGGUCUUUGGAGGGCAGAAGAGGAUAUAAAUUUGGCAUAUCAUGUCCCCCUGUUGACACAAUUGGAUCUUUUGAUAUGUGAGUCUGAUGUCAAAGCCAUUGGAAAUGAAAAAAGGAACAAAAUGCACACUGGUAAAUUAACAACUGUCCUAUUCUGUUUAUUUCUCCCACAGGUUCUGAAUGGAGCAACAAUUUUACAACAACACAUUCAGUUUCAACCUUCAAAUUGCCAGAUUUGAUGUGCCUCCUCAUGCUAUUUAUCCUGUUUUUAUCAUUGGAGCUCUGGUCUAUUUGUUUGCAGUGUUCUGUAAUGUAACAAUUCUAGCAUUGAUUGUUACCCAGCAAAGCCUUCAUAAACCCAUGUUUUAUAUUUUGUUCAGUCUUCCUUUUGCAGACUUAUUGGCAAUUACAUGUGCUCUGCCCAGAGUGCUUCUGGAUAUUGUAACCCAAACAAAUAUGGUCUAUUACCCAACAUGUGUCCUGCAGGGUUUUUUGCUUCAUUUGUAUGGAGGUAGUGUACUUUUUAUUCUGGCAGCCAUGUCAUUUGAUCGCUACAUAGCAAUAUGCAAGCCACUUAGAUAUAACUCUAUAAUGGGUCCAUACACAGUUGGUGUUGUGAUAGCACUGGCUUGGAGCCUUGACAUUGCCUUGAUUGUUGUGUUGUUUGGUCUUCAGGCAAGACUUCCAAAAUGUAAGACAAUCAUUUUUAAUGUGUAUUGUAGCAAUAGUGCACUGUUACAGCUUUCAUGUGCUGGUGACCUUACUGUGAACAAUGUUUAUGGAUUAGCUAUAACUGGAGUUAUGCAGGGCAUUAGUGUGACUAUUCAAUUAUUUUCCUAUGUACAAAUUCUUAAAGCCUGUCUUUCCCACACACAGACCAAUGCUAGAAGUAAGGCUGUCAAUACAUGUUCAGCACAGAUAAUUACUUUUCUUCUAUAUGAAAUAGUUUCUACCUUUACCAUACUUUCAUAUCGUUUUCAGAAUAUACCAACCAGUGCACAACAAAUAUGCGGUUUGAUGAUUUUCACAAUUCUUCCAGUUUUUAAUCCAGUUAUAUAUGGAAUGAAAACAAGAGACAUUAGGAAUUCAUUCAUCAUAGUGCUGAAAAAACAAAAGGUGGCAUUUACAUAAUUUUUUAACAAAGUUUUAUGUUAAUAAGCAUUACAUUCAACCCAAUUCUGUGUACUAACAAUUUGCAAUCUGCUAUGACCUUUCCUUCAAAUGUUCAAACAAAAUUCAAACAAAAAUGCAUAAAAGAACAAUUAUAUCUCUUCCUACAUAGUGUAAAUUCUGAUGUCCAUAUUUGGUCUAAAUGAUUUUAUUUAUUUAUUCUGUGUUUGUGAAAAUGAAUACCAUCACAUAUAACACAGAUUUGUGUAUGUGUGUUCUUCAUAAACAAGGUAUAAAAAUGAAGCAAAUGUAUCUUUGUUCAUAAAGUUAAAUUUUAAACUGGUUUUAUGACAUGCUUUACAUGGAAGUGGAGGUAUACAUAUUCACAUAUUCAUUGGCUUUCGACAUCUGCUUUGCAUACACCUUAAGCUGACAUUUGUAUAUUUAUCUAUAUAUUAAAAAAUUUUUAAAGGUAAACAUACUGUCUUCUUGUAAUGGUGUAGGGAAUGUUUCUUUGGCAUACAUUUAAUACCCCUUAAAAAUAAUAGAGCAUAAUUUGAAUGUCACAAAGCACAUGUCAUAUCACACUGGAUCAAUGAACAUGAUAAUUAGUUCAGUGUACUUCAAUGGCCUCGCCAGUCACCAGUUUUGAAUUCAAAAGAGUACCUUCAGGAUCUGCCGGAAUGGAAGAAUAACAACAUGAACAAAUCUGCAGAAAUUAUGCAAUGCAAUUACAUCAACAUGGGCCAAAAUUCCAAUGUAAUGUCUUCAACACCUUAAGGAAUCUAUGCCACAAAGAGUUGAGACUAUUCUGUGAGUAAAGGGCAGUCCAUUCUACCCUGUAUUUGUGUAAUAAAAGUGGUUGGUGAGUGUAUAACCCCAAUUAAGUCCAUGUCAUUUCUAGGGUGUAACACUGUAAAUGUAGAAAAGUUUUGCAAGACACUGUAUUUCUAUCAGAGAUGUCUUCAGAAAGAUAUUAUAGAAAUAGUGUAACCAUAAAAUAUUAACCCCAAAAUGUGUACUCAUAUCUGAUAAUAUUUCAUCCUCAAUGUUGUAGAUAUAUGGAACUGGUAUAGUACACAAGGUGACACGGAGGCCUGAAAGUGAUCUAUAUGACCUUACAUAGGCAUUGGUAUCCUGGGCCUGAGAGUGAUCUAUGUGACUGUACCUAGGCAGUGGUAUCCUGCUAAGUGAGGAGAGCAGGAGCAAGCUGUAAAUUUAAGUGAGUAAGGCUAAACAAUAACAUAUAUGGGGAUGUUGGGUCUUGUGAAAAACAGGAUGUGGAAGUUUUGUUUUUUUUUUCAUGUAAAUGUAUAUAAGAAUGCCUCUCUGAUGAGUUGGGUAGCUUUUCUCUGCAGAGAACUUCUCAGCUGAAUUCAUGAAAGAAUAAAGUCUAUGGCCUCAAUAUCCCUGCUCUCUGGAGUGAUCUUUGAUCUUCAUUACUUGCAACGACAAUAUCAAAACUAUAAAAGUAAGGCUCAUCUCUUAAUAAAAGCAGUCAACAUGAUUCCCUUUCCUAAGUACAGUAUAUUCAGGGCUGAACCAAAAUGGCAAAAUGGGGUAGAAAACUUAUUAGUAAUUACUUAGGUUUUAAUUCCAGUAAUGAUUAUGUAUUAUUACUUUGAAUAUUUUCACAGUAAUAUUGCUGCUGGCUCAUUCAAGUUUAAUACUUUUGUAACAUCUAUCAUGGACAAUUCUCCACCAAGCUGACCAAGGUUUCCCUGCCUCCCCUGAGUUUUAAAUCUUUUCUUUGGUUAUCCUGCUCAUUUCCUCAUUAUAUAUAUAUGUGUGUG
Molecule: messenger RNA, 3021 nt
Organism: Pangasianodon hypophthalmus (striped catfish)
Lineage: Eukaryota; Metazoa; Chordata; Actinopteri; Siluriformes; Pangasiidae
Product: olfactory receptor 52B2-like
Exons: 1
Coding region: 299-1249 (316 amino acids)
Biological process (GO): G protein-coupled receptor signaling pathway
Cellular component (GO): membrane
Molecular function (GO): G protein-coupled receptor activity; olfactory receptor activity
Source: RefSeq, a predicted model, not a curated record